CGGGGAGAAGCACCGCCUGCUGCCGCGACGCCAUUUGCCACUGCCGAGCGUGGGUACGGGCAGCCCUUGCAAGCUCCGGUGACCAACCUCUCCCGAGUGCGCUUCUCGAUCUACCACACAGUCUUCAUCCCGCGCACUUCUGAGCGUCGCCCGCCGGAGUCACCCACCAUUCCUGCCGCCAGCCUGAUCAAGGUCCCGCACACAGCCAGCCAGUCUUUGCCGCCAUGCCCAAGAAUAAAGGAAAAGGAGGUAAGAACAGACGUAGAGGGAAGAAUGAGAAUGAAUCGGAAAAGCGAGAGCUUGUGUUCAAGGAGGAUGGACAAGAAUAUGCUCAAGUAAUCAAAAUGUUGGGAAAUGGACGAUUAGAAGCCAUGUGUUUCGAUGGUGUAAAGAGGCUGUGCCACAUCAGAGGGAAAUUGAGAAAAAAGGUUUGGAUAAAUACCUCAGAUAUCAUACUGGUGGGCCUCCGAGAUUACCAAGACAACAAAGCCGAUGUCAUUUUAAAAUACAACGCAGAUGAAGCUAGAAGUCUCAAGGCCUAUGGGGAGCUUCCAGAGCACGCUAAAAUCAAUGAAACUGAUACAUUUGGUCCUGGAGAUGAUGAUGAAAUUCAGUUUGAUGACAUUGGGGAUGAUGAUGAAGACAUCGAUGAUAUCUAAAAUGAACUCAACAUGUUGCAUUCCAGUCUUCCUGAAGAUUGUCCUUCAAGUUUGAAAUCUGGCCAUAGACCUCAAAGAAAAGUUUUCUUGAUUGUAAUUUGUUGAAGCAGAUUUGAUACUACCGUCUUUCAACUGAUAAUCGUAACUGAUAUGCUAAGCCCACUUUGUUGAUUCGAUUUAAUGGUCCUUAAGAAGACCAUUUAAGGAAAAAAAAAGUCUUUCCUACUUUGACCCCUUCCAGUAACUAAAUGGGUGUUUUCAAUAAACCAUUUGCCUUGUACUCAGUAUAAAUUAUGAUUAAGCCCUACCUUUGCAUAGCUGGCGACUGUACAGUCUUUGUGUAUAUUCCAGUUGCCCAGAGAUUUUGAUACGAAAUGGAGGCAGAAAGCUGUGUUCUGUUUUUGUUGUAUUUUGAGACAGAGUCUAACUUUGUAUCUGAGGCUAGCUUGGAGUUCACUGUAGUACUGGUGGACCUCAAACUUGCUGUGAUCCUCCUUUCUUGACCUCCUGAGUGCUGCGAGCAUAUGCAUGAAGCACCAUACCUGGCAGAAAUCUAGUUAAAGGCAAAAAUGAUAGGUCUGCUUUUCAUAUUAAGUAUGUGGCUAUUUUUAUACUAGUUUUGAUACCAUGUACAAUUUUUCAUGAUUUUAUUUUGCAGUCAUCAGCUUACUGGAAGAGGAAAAGGUAUUUCCAAAAUGGUUUUGGGGGUUUGAGAUUUUUGUUUCUUUGUUUGGGGAGGAGGGAGUAUUGAGACAGGGUUUCUCUGUGUAGCCCUAGCUGUCAUGGAACUCACUCUGUACACCAGGCUGGCCUCAAACUCACAGAAGUCUUCCUGCCUCCGCCUCCCAAGUGCAGCCGCCACAGACACCACCAUAACCUGGCUCCAAAAUGUUUUUAGAAACUGGUUUUUAAUGCCAAUUUGGAAUUAAGGUCAGUAGUUGCAAAAACUGAACACUAGGUGGUGCUCAGUUGCCUUAACAGAGGAAAUGCUAUUUUAAUUGUUGAGAUGGUUGCUUUUCUCAACUAAUGUGAAUAGGAAAUUUCCCAAACAAAAAGAUUGUUUCAAUCAUGUGUGUGGAAUCUUUUUAUCCAACAGAAAGAUUGGGUUGGAGUGUUGCUUUUUUUUUU
This is a messenger RNA of Apodemus sylvaticus (European woodmouse), 1787 nucleotides long. RefSeq names its product eukaryotic translation initiation factor 1A X-linked (gene Eif1ax). Lineage: Eukaryota; Metazoa; Chordata; Mammalia; Rodentia; Muridae. Gene Ontology annotation, cellular component: cytoplasm. The coding region runs from base 225 to 659 and encodes 144 amino acids. Gene Ontology annotation, biological process: translational initiation. The transcript is spliced from 7 exons. The record is from RefSeq and is a predicted model, not a curated record. Gene Ontology annotation, molecular function: RNA binding; translation initiation factor activity.